Nematostella vectensis (starlet sea anemone) is the source of this 2949-nucleotide messenger RNA. RefSeq lists its product as uncharacterized. Bases 1 to 2949 code for a protein of 982 amino acids. Gene Ontology annotation, molecular function: catalytic activity. The transcript has a single exon. NCBI's taxonomy places the organism in Eukaryota, Metazoa, Cnidaria, Anthozoa, Actiniaria, Edwardsiidae. The record is from RefSeq and is a predicted model, not a curated record.
AUGGUCAGAUCUGAAUUACCCAAUGCCGGCUCGAACGUCGCCCGGACAAACAAGGUUCGCGCUGAUCAUCUCCCGCUCCGGAUGACAGUGAAAAGUAAGCUUGGACGCAGGAAACGACUCGUUCUUGCAGAAUGGAAUGUGAGAACACUCAUGGACAGGUCUAGAUCUGAGAGACCUGAGAGACAGACUGCCCUCAUUGCGCGGGAACUGUCGAGAUAUGAGGUUGAUAUCGCCGCCCUUAGUGAAACUCGCCUGGCGAAUUAUGACAGUAUGGUGGACUGUGGCUAUACUUUCUUCUGGAGUGGAAAGACAGAGGAAGAACGCAGGGAAUCUGGUGUGGGUUUCGCUAUCAGAAACCAGAUCACGAGAAUCAUGGAAGAGGAUCCAACACCGGUCAGUGACAGGAUAAUCACCAUGCGUCUACCGCUAGAGAAGAAUGUGUAUGCGACAAUCAUAAGUGUUUAUGCACCGACUCUGACAAACCCAGAUGAGAACAAAGAGCAGUUCUACAGUCAAAUGAGGGAGGUGCUUUCCAAAGUCCCAAAGAAGGAUAAGCUCAUUGUCACAGGUGAUUUCAAUGCAAGAGUUGGCUGCGAACACGAGAAGUGGGAAGGUGUGUUAGGACACCACGGGAUUGGAAAAUGCAACUCAAACGGAGAAUUGUUGCUCACCCUCUGCGCUGAACAUAGCUUGGUGAUCACCAAUACUAUCUUCAGACAUAAAGAGCAUCAUAAGGUCACUUGGAUGCACCCCCGCUCCAAGCACUGGCACUUAUUAGACUACAUGAUAACGAGAAAGAAAGAUCUGAAUGACAUACUGGACACAAGAGUUAUGAGAGGGGCUGAUUGCGCCACAGAUCAUCAGAUGGUCAGGUCCAAGGUGGCCUUCUCGCUGAGGAGACCGCAUGCACGGACAAAGGCUAAACCACCAACAAAACUGGAUGUGCGGAAGAUCAGGAGUGGUGACAUGAAGGCUAAGCUACAACACGAAAUGAAUGAGGCCUUGAAAAAUCUUGAAGAGAUGGAUGGGAGUGAGAUUGAGGCACAGUGGAAUACUCUGAAGACAGUUGUGUAUGAAACAGCAGAAAAAGUAUGUGAGAAGCCGAAACGAAAACACCAAGACUGGUUUGAUGAAAACGAUAAACAUCUGGAAUGUCUGCUGGAAAAGCGGAAUGCUGCUAGAGCCAAUAUGCUGCAAACAAACACAAGGUCCAACAAGAAUAAGUACACGGCUGCAAGGAGGGUACUUCAGCAGUACACGAGAAAGCUCAAGACAGACUGGUGGGAACGAAAGGCAGAAAGUCUACAACAGGCAUCGGAUGUAAAUGAUAUGAAGGGCUUCUACAACGGACUACGAGAGGUGUACGGUCCUGCAAAGCGUGGGUCAACCCAACUCACUGCUACUGACGGAUGCACAAUACUUCAGGAGAAAUCGGAGAUCCUAAACAGAUUUGCCGAUCAUUUUGACCAACUCCUGAAUGUAUCAGGGCUUGUGGAUGAGGGAGCACUCAACAGUCUCCAAACAAGACCAGAGGUAGUGUGCCUUUCUGAGCCGCCAGACAUAAAGGAGGUUGUGGAUGCAAUCGAUGCUACACAAGAGGGUAUAUCCUUGCUUUCCAUCGCUGGUAAGAUCCUCUCUCGUGUUCUGCUGAACAGGAUUAACAGACACAUAGCACCAGUCAUACUGCCCGAGUCCCAGUGUGGUUUCAGGAGUGGCAGGGGCACAAUGGACAUGAUUUUCUGUCUGCGACAGACCCAGGAGAAGUGUAUAGAGCAAAACAUGCCGCUAUAUGCAGUGUUCAUUGACUUCUCAAAAGCCUUUGACACUGUAUCGAGAGAGGCACUCUGGCAGGUCCUGGUCAAAUUUGGCUGUCCACCCAAGUUUGUCAAUGUUAUACGAUCCCUCCAUAGCGGUAUGAAAGCUUCUGUAUCCCAAGGCGGAAACGACUCGAAGCAAUUCGAUGUCUCCAAUGGAGUAAAGCAAGGGUGCGUCCUGGCGCCAACGCUCUUUUCUCUAUACCUGUCGGCCAUGUUGGAGAUAGCCUUCAAGGACUGUGUUGAUGGGGUGUCAAUCCAAACAAGGCAUAACGCCGACCUAUUCAAUGUUGCUCACUUCAAAGCGAAAAGGAAAACAUGCCAGGUCAUAGUACGAGAAAUGCUGUAUGCGGACGACAGCGCAUUGGUGGCACAUGAUGUGGAAAGUAUGCAGAGAUUAGUAGACAGAUUCUCCUCAGCUGCAGAACAAUUCAGCCUGAAAAUCAACAUCAAAAAGACAGAGUGCUUAUUUCAACCAGUGAAGCGUCAGACAUUGACUCAAUUCCCUGGCGAAAUCCAUGUAAGAAAUGAGACCCUGGUCCAGACCAAAGACUUUGUGUACUUGGGAAGUACCAUCUCUGACAAUGCACGAAUAGAUAAUGAGAUCACCUUCAGAAAGGGGAAGGCCAGCGCAGCAUAUGCUAAGCUGAGAGAGCGGCUGUGGGACAACCAUCACGUAUCGCUCAAGGUUAAAGGCAAGGUCUAUCGAGCAGUUGUCUUAUCUGCCCUAGUAUACGGUGCAGAAACAUGGGCUGUAUAUCGCAGCCAGGUGAAAAAUUUACAUGCAUAUAUGAUGCGACACCUGAGAGAAAUAAUGAAAAUUACUUGGAUGGAUAAAGUCACAAACGAAGAGAUAUACAAGAGGACCGGAUUACGGUCAAUGGCUGACACACUCAUUGAGAAAAAUCUCAGAUGGACUGGGCAUGUUCACCGCAUGGACACUGACAGAUUGCCUAGGCAGCUGCUCUACUCUCAGCUCACGACAGGGACCAGGAAUCAGGGUCGGCCUAGACUCAGGUUCAAAGAUGUGGUAAAGAGGAACCUGAAGUGGAGGGAUAUAAGCUCAAACUCUUGGCAAACCACUGCUCGGGAUCGUCCAGCAUGGAGAGUUAAGAUCAAAGGACCAACACAAUAG